Dibothriocephalus latus is the source of this 135-nucleotide messenger RNA. NCBI's taxonomy places the organism in Eukaryota, Metazoa, Platyhelminthes, Cestoda, Diphyllobothriidea, Diphyllobothriidae. The record is from the annotation of a GenBank genome assembly.
ACUCUGGAUUAUGCGAAAAUUUACGCCUCAAUGCGAAAGCCUGCCUCUCUUUUUGACGGUCGUUUGGUUGUGGACCAUCGGCACCUCAUGGACAUAGGUUUCCGCGUGGAGGCUGUCGGUGUUUCUCUCCAGUAA